Seriola dumerili (greater amberjack) is the source of this 2184-nucleotide messenger RNA. Its product is annotated as zinc-binding protein A33-like. Gene Ontology annotation, molecular function: zinc ion binding; protein binding; ubiquitin-protein transferase activity. NCBI's taxonomy places the organism in Eukaryota, Metazoa, Chordata, Actinopteri, Carangiformes, Carangidae. The transcript has 6 exons. The record is from RefSeq and is a predicted model, not a curated record. The coding region runs from base 44 to 1570 and encodes 508 amino acids. Gene Ontology annotation, biological process: protein ubiquitination.
CAAGAGCAUUUGCUGCUUCGUGUCAGGAACAAUAGCUACAUAGAUGCACUCUGAAGCUGGACUGAUUUUACUAUGUACACUAAAUUAUGCUGUGACAGAGGAAUUCAUUAAGGACGUCUGCCGUUUUGAACCGUGGGCUUACUUGACUGUACAUGCCAAGCUAUUGAUCAUGUCACUACCAGAGGAGGAUCUCACAUGCCCUGUGUGCUGUGACAUCUUCACAGACCCUGUUUUGCUGCCAUGUAGCCACAGUUUCUGCAGGAGCUGCCUGAAGCGUUGUUGGGACACAGGGUUACGUGAAUGUCCAGUAUGCAGGAAAAAAACCUCCAAGUCCAAUCCUCCCUCCAAUUUGGCUCUGAAGAAUGUGUGUGAGGCUGUUCUGCGGGUCAGGAGGCAGAGUUCAGCGUCAGUGGAGGAGAAGAUGAACUGCAGUCUGCAUGGGGAGAAGCUGAAACUCUUCUGCUUGGUUGACAAACAGCCCAUCUGUGUGGUGUGUCAGUCUUCUAAACUGCACAAAACUCACAACUGCUCGCCCAUAGAAGAGGCAGUGCUGGAGUGCAAGGAUGAGCUUGCUUUAUCCCUUAAAAUCUUGCAAGACAAAGUGGACAGCCUCAAACAAAUUCAGAGGACUUCUGCAGACAUGUCCAAGUGCAUCCAGACUCAGGCGCUGGAAACACAGAGACUGAUCAGGAGCCAGUUCGAGCAGCUCCACCAGGUCCUCUGCCAAGAAGAGACGGCCAGAUUAGCAGCUGUGAAGAAAGAGGAAGAAGAGAAGAUUGCAGGGAUGAAGGAUAAGAUUAAAGAACUUUCUGCAGAGUUGCUGUCCCUCACAGAGACCAUCUCAAUCAUACAGGAGCAGCUGAAAGAAGACGAUAUGGUUUUGUUGAAGAACUUUAAAGUCACUCAGGACAGAAGCAAAAGCAUGGUGCUCGGCUUAGACGACACGUCGGGAUUACUGAUUGAUGUGACCCAGCAUCUCUGCAACCUCAAGUAUAGAGUCUGGGAGAAAAUGCUGGACCAUAUUGACUACACUCCGGUGACUUUAGACCCAAACACAGCACACCCCUGCCUCAUCCUGUCUGAGAACCUCACUUCCCUCAAAUACUCAAAGCAGCCCUGCUGUUGCCCUGACAACCCAGAGCGCUUCCACAUGAGUGCUGAAGUGGUAGCCAUGACCCCGCUUGGCUCAGGAAGUCACCACUGGGUCGUGGAAACAGGAAGUAAUCAGGACUGGCUCCUGGGUGUGGCCUCUAUGUCUGUACCUAGGAACGCUGAGAUCUCUGCUCGGCCUGAAAAUGGCUUCUGGACUUUGUGUUUCCGCGACGGAGAGUUCAGGGCAAUGACCUCCCCACCCACCCCACUGACACUUUCAAGAACGCCCAAACAAAUCAAAGUGCAACUGGAUUACAACAAAGGGACAGUGUCCUUUUUUGACCCCGCUGACAACUCAGUCAUUUGUGCAUUUACACACUCAUUCACAGAAAUGUUACUUCCAUACUUUUACACACAGAGCAGCCAUCCACUGAGAAUAAUGCCAGAGAAGGUAAUUGUCACUAUGUUGCGUCAAUAACUGGGUGAACGUUUAAUUGAUUAUGUUAAAAAAGAUACCAUUUAAGUCCUGUUUUGAUAAAUGAAAUCAAGUGUAAUGUUAAUGUCUCUCACAGAUGGUAAAUAUUCUUCAUUUUAGUCGUUUUGCUGCUAUAAAGACAUUUGUGUUUGUCAACUCUUCUCAGAGGAAUAGUUAACAUUUUGGAAACAGCUCGCCGGGCUCUUUCCAGGGGCGAAAGUUGCCUAAUUCAAGUUUGUUUAUGGGUGCAAAAACUUGAGUGUGAAAUAUAACAUUUCACUGUUUUACAGGGGUAACUGAUUGGGUUUAGUAACUUCCUGGCGUCUCUGCUGGAUGCCUUGCAACAUGUCCAGCACAUAACCCCCCUUGCAAAAUGGCAAAAUGUUGUUUUUUGCACUUCAACUGAGAUAUGACAUGUUCAUGAGUUGAGCUUUAGAGGUGAUGGAAUUGGACUUAGUGUUAUCUGUUUCCCCCCAGUUUCCAAUUUUUAUGCUAAGCUAAGCUAACUGGCUGCCGGCUCUAACUCUAUCUCUAGAAAAAGUGAUAUAUCGAUCUUCUCAUCUAACUCUUGGCAAAAAAUCUAAUACACAUAUAUCCCAAAAUGAAGAGUUAUUUAA